AUGGCAAUAACUAUUGGUGGCUCACCACCUAUUGCUGCUAUUCCUCAGAAAAAGUAUGACUCUGUCCAGUGGUUGUCAAAGGGUUUUUCACAUAUGAAGAUUUUCUCGAGAAACCCGAGAUUUAAGUUGAGUUCCUCUCCAUUGCCUUUCCAUGGGGCGGGAAAUAUGCCGAAGGAAACAGAUGUUCAUGUAGUGACUCCAGACAUGUCUUCACCAAGGCUGAUGCCAGAAUUACUUGAUGCAUGGAAUGAUGAUUAUAAUGGUGUUGUGAUUAAUCCAGAGAGCUUGCCAAUGAGCGCAAAUGCUUUUGCAUCUGCUCUUAGGGCUUCUCUUUCCCACUGGAAGUUGAAGGGGAAGAAAGGGGUAUGGCUGAAAAUACUGCAAGAGCAAGCCGAGCUCGUACCUAUCGCGAUUCAGGAGGGUUUCAAUUACCACCAUGCUGAAUCAGGGUACGUUAUGUUAACACACUGGCUUCCAGAUGAUCUCUGCAUGCUUCCCGGUAGCCCUUCACAUCAAAUAGGAGUUGGUGCUUUUGUGAUCAAUGACAAAAGAGAGGUGCUUGUCGUGAAAGAGAAGUGUCCUUGUAGUUGCUCAGGUGUGUGGAAGUUUCCCACCGGUUACAUCAACAAGUCUGAAGACAUAUUCUCUGGAGCUAUAAGAGAAGUGAAAGAGGAAACUGGUGUUGACACUGUUUUUCUGGAAAUAGUUGCUUUCAGACAUGCCCACUUUAUGGCGUUUGAGAAUUCGGACCUGCUCUUUGUUUGCAUGCUGAAACCAAUGUCCUGUGAUAUCAUAGUUGAUGAGAAGGAAAUCCAAGCUGCAAAGUGGAUGCCUCUUGAGGAAUUUAUAGGACAACCCUUUUAUCAAGACGAUCCGAUGUCAAAGAAGGUGACUGAUAUUUGCAUUGCGGCUCAUGAAGAUCGCUAUUGUGGAUACGUUGGACAACAACUUGCCUCAAAACUGGACUGCAAAUUAUCCUACUUGUAUAAUGCUGCCUUCUGGGACGAAUAA
Molecule: messenger RNA, 1011 nt
Organism: Morus notabilis
Lineage: Eukaryota; Viridiplantae; Streptophyta; Magnoliopsida; Rosales; Moraceae
Product: nudix hydrolase 8
Exons: 9
Coding region: 1-1011 (336 amino acids)
Molecular function (GO): ADP-ribose diphosphatase activity; NADH pyrophosphatase activity; NAD binding
Source: RefSeq, a predicted model, not a curated record